AUGAACCCCCACGCAAAACUAAUCUCCACCAUAAGCUUAAUUAUAGGAACCAGCAUUACUAUGUCCAGCAACCAUUGAAUCUUGGCCUGGACAGGCUUAGAAGUCAACACCUUAGCUAUUAUCCCACUCAUCUCAAAAUCCCACCACCCUCGAGCAAUUGAAGCUGCCAUUAAAUACUUCCUCACCCAAUCAACUGCAUCAGCCUUAAUCCUAUUCUCAAGCCUUACCAAUGCCUGAUCUACAGGACAGUGAGACAUUACACAACUAAACAACCCCACAUCAUGUCUGCUACUAACAAUAGCAAUUGCAAUUAAACUAGGAUUAGUUCCAUUUCACUUUUGAUUUCCAGAAGUACUUCAAGGUUCUUCAAUAACUACUGCCCUACUACUCUCAACUCUGAUAAAACUUCCCCCUAUCACCCUUCUCUUCAUAUCAUCACAAUCCCUCAACCCCGCCCUGCUAACUACCCUAGCAAUCUCCUCAGCUCUAGUCGGAGGCUGAAUAGGCCUUAACCAAACACAAACACGAAAAAUCCUAGCCUUCUCAUCUAUCUCCCACCUAGGUUGAAUAAUCGCCAUCAUUAUCUACGACCCCCAUCUUACUAUCCUCACCUUUGCAUUGUAUUCACUAAUAACAACAACCAUAUUCUUAUCAUUAACCCAGAUCAAAGUCCUGAAACUCUCAACAAUACUCAUCUCAUGAACAAAAACACCUAUACUUAAUGCAACUAUAAUACUUGCACUCCUAUCUCUAGCCGGCCUUCCACCACUAACAGGCUUCAUACCAAAAUGACUUAUCAUUCAAGAACUUACCAAACAAGGAAUAACUCCUACAGCCACAACCAUCACUUUACUAUCACUCCUGGGCCUGUUCUUUUACCUUCGCCUUGCAUACCACUCAACAAUUAUACUCCCCCCUAACUCGUCUAAUCACAUGAAACUCUGACGCACUAACAAAGCAUCAAACACCCCUACAGCCAUUCUAUCCACCCUGUCAAUCUCCCUACUGCCCAUAACCCCUCUGAUCACUACCAUAUUCUA
Meleagris gallopavo (turkey) is the source of this 1040-nucleotide messenger RNA. Lineage: Eukaryota; Metazoa; Chordata; Aves; Galliformes; Phasianidae. The record is from the annotation of a RefSeq genome assembly.